Eublepharis macularius is the source of this 1023-nucleotide messenger RNA. Its product is annotated as EH domain-binding protein 1-like protein 1. The record is from RefSeq and is a predicted model, not a curated record. The coding region runs from base 1 to 1023 and encodes 340 amino acids. NCBI's taxonomy places the organism in Eukaryota, Metazoa, Chordata, Lepidosauria, Squamata, Eublepharidae. The transcript is spliced from 2 exons.
AUGGGUAACCUUGACCAAUCACAAGUUACUAAUAUUGGAAGGACAUGGCCCAUCCAAGACACAGAACCAGGAGCUGCAAGGGAUUAUGGGAUAGAAGCUGAAAAGUCUGAUGGGAAACCAUUGGCCAGCAAUGGUGAAAAGCUGGUGCCCCCUCCACGGCUAAAGCGGCUCGCCUCCCGGACGGGUGGUGAGCGCCCCCUGCAGCGCACCCUCUCCACAGGGAGCCAGCAGGGGCCUGUAGCCCCACCGCGGCCCCAUGCAGGCAAGUCCACUUUCGCUCAUGUGCGAGACGCAGACCUGGUAAAGAAGCGCCGUUCGCGGCUCAAGAGCGAGUCCUCUCUGUCAAUGGACGAAACGGAUGUCGGUGGCCCUUCAGAGGAACCCACCAAAAGGCCGGCUGUGGAUGAUAGCCCUGAUGAGAGUUUGAGACUCAGACACGGCUCUGCAAAGGCACAGCAAAAUACAGCUCCUUCCAGCACUACUUCCCAGAACCCGAUCCAGGACUCCAGCCUCAAGAACAGCACCAAUGAAGAGGAGGUUCCGAAGUUCCAGGAUACCAGCCAGUACGUGGUAGCUGAACUACGGGCCUUGGAGACGGAACAGAGGCAAAUUGAUGGAUGGGCAGCCAUCGUGGAGAAGGAACUAAGAGGACUCAUGGAAUCAGGUGCUGACAAAGUGAAGGAAGAGGAGCUGAUCCAGGAAUGGUUCACGCUAGUAAAUAAGAAGAAUGCCCUGAUCCGGCGGCAGGACCAACUGCAGCUUCUGAUGGAAGAACAAGACCUGGAACGGCGAUUCGAACUCCUCAGCCGUGAACUGAGAGCAAUGAUGGCCAUUGAAGACUGGCUCAAAACAGAAGCUCAACAGCAGCGUGAACAGCUCCUCCUGGAAGAGUUGGUGUCCCUGGUGAACCAGAGGGAUGAACUGGUGAGAGACCUGGACAUCAAAGAAAGGAUUGCUCUAGGACUUCCGGUUCUCUUUCAAGCUGUUCAGUUGAAACCUUUCAGCUCAUACUACAAAGAGUAA